GAGGCGGAAGUCCUCAUUGAAGUCUCGGCUGAAGGGACGGUUUUGGACGUCGGAGCAGAAACAACAAACAGUUGUUUUCAUGACUAACCGGUGAACCGGAGCCGCACCCGGUCCGUCCGCCGACAAACCGCCGCUUUCAGCUAACUGCUUCCGGCGGGAGAUCCGGUGUUUGGAUGCUGUGCGGCUUCCGGCGGCUCCGGUAAGACUCAGACCGGGAGGGAGGCUCAGCGGCGGCUCCCCGAAGCUCCGGGAACCGUCUGCAAGAUGACCGGGGAGAAGAUCCGCUCCCUGCGGAAGGACCACGGGCCCGGCAAGGACGAGGACCUCCUGGAGCCGGACGAGGAGGCGGCGACCGGGACGUUCACGGCGGCCAAACCGAACUACCGGAGCCGGGCGAGCAAGAUCUUCAGCAACCACAAGUUAGUGAAGCAGAACCCGCCGGUCAACGACAACUCGGUACCGGCGGAACUCAUCGACGACAACAACAAGAACCCCGUCCUCCGAACCGGACUCGACUUCCCGGUGCACGAGUGCGUGUUCAAAGGAGACGUCCGCCGCCUGUCGUCGCUCAUCCGGACGCAGAACAUCGCGCAGAAAGACGUCCACGGAAACACUCCGCUGCAUCUGGCCGUCAUGAUGGGACACAAAGAGUGCGCUCACCUGCUGCUGGCCCAUAAUGCACCUGUGAAGGUGAAGAACGCUCAGGGAUGGAGCCCCCUGGCCGAAGCCAUCAGCUAUGGAGACCGGCAGAUGAUCACAGCACUGCUGAGGAAGCUGAAGCAACAAUCCAGAGAAAGCGUCGAGGACAAGAGGCCCAAACUGCUGAAAGCCCUCAAAGAGCUCGGAGACUUUUACUUGGAGCUUCACUGGGAUUUCCAGAGUUGGGUGCCUUUGCUCUCCAGAAUCCUGCCUUCAGACGCCUGUAAGAUCUACAAACAAGGCAUCAACAUCAGACUGGAUACGACCCUCAUAGACUUCACAGACAUGAAGUGUCAGCGAGGCGACCUCAGCUUCAUCUUCAACGGAAACGCCGUCCCCUCAGAGUCCUUCGUGGUUCUGGACAACGAGCAGAAAGUCUACCAGCGGAUCCACCACGAGGAGUCUGAGAUGGAGACAGAAGAAGAAGUGGACAUCCUGAUGAGCAGCGACGUCUACUCUGCCACUCUCUCCACCAAAUCCAUCACCUUCUCCAGAGCUCAGACCGGCUGGCUGUUCAGGGAGGACAAGACGGAGCGCGUGGGAAACUUCCUGGCCGACUUCUACUCGGUGAACGGGCUGGUUCUGGAGUCCAGGAAGAGGAGAGAACAUCUGAGCGAGGAGGACAUCCUGAGGAACAAAGCCAUCAUGGAGAGUCUGAGCAAAGGAGGAAACCUCAUCGAGCAGAACUUCGAGCCGGUGAGGCGACAGUCUCUGACUCCUCCUGCUCCAAACACCAUCUCCUGGGAGGAAUACAUCACAGCUGACAACGGGAGAGCUCCUCAUCUGGGCAGAGAGCUGGUCUGCAAGGAGAGCAAGAAGAACUUCAAGGCCACCAUCGCCAUGAGCCAGGACUUCCCUCUGGGCAUCGAGUCGUUACUGAAUGUUCUGGAGGUCAUUGCUCCCUUCAAGCACUUUAAUAAACUCAGAGAAUUCGUUCAGAUGAAACUUCCUCCUGGAUUCCCUGUAAAGCUGGACAUUCCCGUCUUUCCCACCAUCACGGCCACCGUCACCUUCCAGGAGUUUCGCUACGACGAGUUUGACGCUUUGAUCUUUACGAUUCCCAACGACUACAAAGAAGAUCCAAGUCGCUUCCCCGACCUCUAACCUCCAGCCUGAAGGAACGUUGGGCUGCAGGACGGACUUCUGGAGAAGACGAAGGGAAUAACAAACGUUGGAGGAGCUGAUGGACGUCUGAACGGAGCCGUCUGGAGAGGAGCUCUGAGGUUCAGGAAGCUUUAGGGUCGGACUGAAGGCGUUGGAGAGACGCAGCAGGAAGUGAUGUUUGGUUUGUUUUAUGUAAGUAUGUUUAUAAGGGACUGUUGUAGUGAAGCACUGACGUUACCAUGGAGACGCUGCACAGGAACCCUCUGGAGAUCAGCUUCAGGUUCUUCUUCUGUUUGAUGAGAAGAUUUAAGGAGACCUGAAGGUUUGAAGUUUAAAUAGUGUAAAUUUGGGUUCAUUUUAAGGCCAGUAGGACGUUUAGAACCUGAACAACCUGAAGAGCAUCACUACAGAACCAGAGAUCUGCUGAAGGUUGAAGAACCUAGAGGUGAUCUCCAGUUGGAUUCUUCUGGACGUUGAGCUGUUUGGAGGUUUGACGAGCAUCUCUGGACUCUGAGGCACUAUUUAGAUCCACUAGACACUUUGAACCUUUAAUCCUGCAGGUUUCUACGGUACGGCUGAUCAGCCUUCUGUUUCUGACCUUUUCUAACCUGCAGCAGAAGAAUGUGAGGAUGGAGAAGCAGCAGAUUUAUCAGAGCGUUUUUACACCCAAACAGACGUUUUCAUUUGUUUUUUAUCCUCCUUCUGCAGAGGAACGUGUUUUUUUUACGUAGCAUCAUGACUUCAUUUGGGAGUUUGUUGGUUUCUAAAUGGUGACUUUUGUUUUUUUGUACAUAAAAUCUUUGGAUUCCUCAGUUUUAACCUUCAGACAGGAAGUGGAAUAAAAAGAGUUUAGAGGCGAAGCUACGGAGCGUUCAGGUGCUGCUGUGGUUCAGGAAAUCUGAGCGUCGGUACAAAGUUUUAUUUAACUCAGAGUUUGAUUCUAACCUUUGAAUAGUCUGCAUAUUAUUAUUAUUAAUUAUAUCCAUAUUUAGCAUCGUAACCAAAUGCACUUUUGUUUCUCACUUCAUUCCUCGGCUGCUCCUCACGCUUUAUUUUGAAGCUCCUUCCUGUCUGCUUUAACUUUGACACGUUUUCUGUCCACCUGCCUGUCGGUUGUAAACGUCUGCGACACUAUUUUCAUAUAAAAUGUACUAAAAUAAAACCCACGUAUCCAAAAACA
Acanthochromis polyacanthus (spiny chromis) is the source of this 2983-nucleotide messenger RNA. RefSeq names its product ankyrin repeat domain-containing protein 13C. The transcript has 13 exons. Gene Ontology annotation, cellular component: cytoplasm. Bases 265 to 1803 code for a protein of 512 amino acids. NCBI's taxonomy places the organism in Eukaryota, Metazoa, Chordata, Actinopteri, Pomacentridae. Gene Ontology annotation, molecular function: protein binding. The record is from RefSeq and is a predicted model, not a curated record.